Molecule: messenger RNA, 1506 nt
Organism: Emys orbicularis (European pond turtle)
Lineage: Eukaryota; Metazoa; Chordata; Testudines; Emydidae
Product: class I histocompatibility antigen, F10 alpha chain-like
Exons: 9
Coding region: 108-1244 (378 amino acids)
Biological process (GO): immune response
Cellular component (GO): external side of plasma membrane
Source: RefSeq, a predicted model, not a curated record
ACUCGGGAGCUGACAGCGUACUGCGAAGUUCCCGGGCCCGGGCCCGGCGUGUGACCGGCCGAGAGCGGGUCCAUGGGCCGAGUUCUGCCGCGCUGAGCGGGGCGGCGAUGGCCCUGGCGCUCCGCCUGCUGCUGGCGGCUGUAGCCCUGUCGGGGGGUCACUCCCGCCUGCACUCCAGGCGCGUUUUGGACACGGUGGUGUCGGAGCCUGGCCCGGGGCUGCCCUGGUACAGACGUGUUGUGUACGUGGACGAUCAGGUCAACUACGUCUACACCAGCGAGACGCAGCGGGCGAAGCCCGGCCUAGUGUGGAUGGCGCAGAAAGAGGGUCUGGAGUUCUGGGACGAGAUGACCUGGUGGGCACAGCGCUACCAGAAAUGGUACAACGCAAGUCUGAACACCCUGAGUCAGCUCUACAACCAGACCGAGGGGUUUCACAUUAUCCAGACGAUAUUCGGCUGUGAUCUCCGGGAAGACAGCACCAUUCAGGCGUUUUACCAGGAUUCAUAUGACGGACGAGACUUUCUUACCUUCGAUAAGGAGACCAUGACUUGGGUAGCAGCAGAUAUUGGGGCUCAGAUCACCAAGAGGAGAUGGCAUGCUGAAGUAGAUGAUAUCCAGGGAUGGAAACACUUCCAGGAGGAGACAUGUAUUUCCUGGCUAAGGAGUGCUCUAGAGUUCGGGAAGGAGACUCUACAGAGGAAAGUGCGCCCAACAGCUAGAGUGAGUGACAGGUCAUCUCAUGACGGCCUCACCACCCUCUCCUGUAAGGUCAGUGGGUUCUAUCCCCGGGACAUCACCGUGACCUGGCUGAAAAAUGGGGAGAGCAAACAGCAAGAUACCUACUCUGAAGGCAUCCUACCCAGUGGGGAUGGGACCUACCAGACCUGGGUGACAAUGGAGAUUGAUCCCAAGAUCAAAGCCCAUUAUUCAUGUCACGUGGAGCAUGAAAGCCUGUUAGAGCCACUCUCUGUCUCCUGGGAACCAAAUAACAAUCUGAUUCCCACUGUGGCUGGAGUUAUCACUGCAGUUGUCCUGAUUGGUGUUAUAAUUGGAGUAGUCGUCCGAAAAAAGAAACGCCCAGGGAGGAAGGGAGACGGCUACACUGUAGCUCAGGGAUCAAAGAUACUGUUGUAUUGGGACCAGUUGGCCUUUACCUUUAACUUUCCCAGCUCUUCUCAAUCCCUUGCAGUCUGUCUUUCAACUACUCGUUCUGCUCAGGUUGCUUUCAACAAAAGCAAAUGACCAAGGAUCUAGUGGCUCUGACAUAUCUGCCAGGGCUUAACAGAGCCUGUUGGAGUCUGUGCCACAACCUAAGGGGACCCCAGAGAGGAAGAUGGAUGAGCUGUGCUCUGUCUCCCUACAAGAACCAAUGAACACCUUCCCAGCUUUUCUCUAGUACUUGGAGUGUCCUGUGUGGGAUUUCUGGCCUCAUCUAUCUGCUCACUGAACCACUUUUUGCUUUUCAGAUGUAAUAAUUUCUAUAAAAAUGUUUUAUUUGCACAAA